Messenger RNA from Xenopus tropicalis (tropical clawed frog), 3870 nucleotides. RefSeq names its product HECT domain and ankyrin repeat containing E3 ubiquitin protein ligase 1 (gene hace1). The coding region runs from base 20 to 3058 and encodes 1012 amino acids. The transcript has 24 exons. The record is from RefSeq and is a predicted model, not a curated record. Lineage: Eukaryota; Metazoa; Chordata; Amphibia; Anura; Pipidae. Gene Ontology annotation, molecular function: ubiquitin-protein transferase activity; ubiquitin protein ligase activity. Gene Ontology annotation, biological process: protein ubiquitination. Gene Ontology annotation, cellular component: Golgi cisterna membrane; cytoplasm; endoplasmic reticulum.
GGUCACAUGGUAUUACCACAUGACCGUGACGUCACGAAGGUCCCUUCAGAGGCUAGGAAGUAGCCGCUACCGGGUUGGGGGGCUGGCGGGCAAGAUAUUAUUUAACCAUUUUAUGCGCCGCUGCCCGUUGCAAAUAAAGAACAGGCGCCUGUUUGUCGCUCCUAAAUCUUGUCGCCCUAGGCCCGGGCCUGGGGGCCUCUCCCAAUAUCCUGGCCUGCCUAGGAUGGAGAGAGCAAUGGAGCAACUCAAUCGCCUCACUCGCUCUCUGCGCAGAGCUCGCACCGUGGAGCUGCCUGAAGAUAAUGAAACUGCUGUUUACACGUUAAUGCCGAUGGUAAUGGCUGAUCAACAUAGGUCUGUUUUGGAAUUACUUUCAAAUUCAAAGUUUGAUGUCAACUAUGCCUUUGGAAGAGUUAAAAGAAGCUUACUUCAUAUUGCUGCCAAUUGUGGGUCAGUGGAAUGCCUGGUUUUGCUUUUAAAAAGAGGAGCUGAUCCCAACUACCAGGAUAUUUCUGGAUGUACGCCUCUUCACUUAGCGGCUCGAAAUGGGCAGAAGAAGUGCAUGAGUAAAUUGUUAGAAUACAAUGCUGAUGUCAACAUUUGUAAUAAUGAGGGACUCACAGCUAUUCACUGGCUUGCUGUGAAUGGCCGAACUGAACUACUUCAUGACCUUGUACAACAUGUCACUAAUGUGGAUGUGGAAGAUGCUAUGGGGCAGACUGCACUUCACGUGGCAUGCCAGAAUGGACACAAAACAACUGUGUUGUGCUUGUUGGACAGCGGGGCAGAUAUAAACAGACCAAAUGUAUCUGGAGCUACUCCUCUGUACUUUGCUUGCAGCCAUGGCCAAAGGGAUACAGCACAGAUUCUUUUACUGCGUGGUGCGAAGUACUUGCCAGAUAAGAAUGGUGUCACACCUCUGGAUCUCUGUGUGCAGGGUGGAUACGGUGAAACUUGUGAUAUUCUUAUACAGCAUCACCCAAGAUUGUUUCAAACCCUAAUCCAAAUGACUCAAAACGAGGAUCUCCGAGAAAACACAUUACGACAGGUUCUUGAACAUUUGUCUCAGCAAAGUGAAGUCCAAUAUCUGAAGAUACUCACAGGGCUUGCAGAAGUAGCCACAACAAAUGGUCACAAACUCUUAAGUAUCUCAAGUAGUUAUGAAGCUCAAAUGAAGAGUCUGCUGAGGAUUGUACGGAUUUUUUGCCAUGUUUUUCGUAUUGGCCCAUCUUCCCCUAAUAAUGGAAAUGACAUGGGCUACAAUGGAAACAAAACUCCUCGAAACCAGGUGUUCAAGGUCAGAAAUGUGUAUGAUGUCUUUAGGAAGAUAAACAUUAAAGAGAUGAAUUUGCCAAAUCAUACACUCAUUUAUCAGGCCACUUCUGAACAGGACCCUCUAGAAUUGCUUUGGCAUUCUUUAGAUGAAUGGUUAGUGCUCAUUGCCACAGAAUUAACCAAGAACAAGAGGGACUCCUCCAACAUCGCUUGCAUUUUACUAAAACAGAACCAACUAGAUCAGCAAGAUAUUUCUCUAGCCCAUCAAUCAGCUAUUGGGGAAAGUGGAAGCUAUGACCAUCUAUCGUCAUCAACAAGAGCAGAAGACUUUGAGAGCUGCAGUGCUGCUGGAAAGCAGGAACCAGUUGCAGAUGGUCAGGAUGUUAUCUCAAUGACAGCAAAUAGACUGAGUGCUGUUAUUCAAGCCUUUUACAUGUGCUGUUCUUGCCAAAUGCCACAGGGAAUGACAUCCCCACGCUUUAUAGAAUUUGUCUGCAAGCAUGAUGAUGUCCUUAAAUGUUUUGUUACAAGGAAUCCUAAAAUAAUAUUUGACCACUUCCAUUUUCUUUUGGAAUGCCCUGAACUGAUGUCUCGGUUUAUGCAUAUUAUAAAAGCACAGCCUUUUAAAGAACGGUGCGAAUGGUUUUACGAACACUUACUUGCUGGACAACCUGAUUCCGAUAUGGUUCAUAGACCUGUAAAUGAGAAUGAUAUACUGCUGGUUCAUAGAGAUUCUAUUUUUAGGAGUAGCUGUGAAGUAGUGUUCAAAUCCAACUGUGAAAAACUAAAGCAAGGGAUUGCUGUGCGUUUUCACGGAGAAGAAGGCAUGGGACAAGGCGUUGUGAGGGAGUGGUUUGAUAUAUUAUCUUCCGAAAUUAUCAAUCCUGACUAUGCUCUCUUCACACAGUCAGCAGACGGAACAACCUUCCAGCCAAACAGCAACUCUUCUGUAAAUCCAGACCAUCUCAACUACUUUAGAUUUGCGGGGGAAAUCCUGGGCUUGGCUCUCUAUCAUAGACAACUGGUCAACAUUUAUUUCACCAGGUCAUUUUACAAGCACAUCCUUGGUAUUCCAGUAAAUUAUCAAGACGUAGCCUCCAUUGACCCAGAAUACGCAAAGAACCUGCAGUGGAUAUUAGAUAAUGAUAUUAGUGACCUAGGACUGGAACUCACUUUCUCAGUUGAGACAGAUGUGUUUGGAGCUAUGGAGGAAGUCCCCUUAAAGCCUGGAGGAGCAAGCAUCCUUGUUACUCAAGAGAACAAGGCAGAAUAUGUUCAGCUUGUUACUGAGCUUCGUAUGACAAGAGCAAUUCAGCCUCAGAUCAAUGGAUUUUUGCAGGGCUUUCAUAUGUUUAUUCCACCUUCUCUAAUACAACUGUUUGAUGAAUAUGAGCUGGAGCUGCUUCUGUCCGGCAUGCCAGAAAUUGAUGUGAAUGACUGGAUGAAAAAUACAGAAUAUACUAGUGGCUAUGAAAGGGAUGACCAAGUAAUUCAGUGGUUCUGGGAAGUUGUGCAGGAGCUAACACAAGAGGAGAGAGUUCUGCUUUUACAGUUUGUAACGGGCAGUUCCCGUGUACCUCAUGGUGGCUUUGCAUAUAUCAUGGGUGGAAGUGGGCUACAAAAUUUCACCAUAGCAGCAGUAGCAUAUACACCAAAUCUGUUGCCAACGUCAAGCACAUGCAUCAACAUGCUAAAAUUGCCUGAGUACCCAAGUAAAGAAAUCCUUAAAGACAGGCUUCUGGUGGCAUUGCACUGUGGAAGCUACGGUUACACAAUGGCAUAAUGAAGAAAGUAAAACUCAUCUGACUACUGAUGCGCAAUUCAGACUGGCAGAACCAAUUUAGAAAACUGUCAAGAGAAAAACAAGCUAGAUAUUGCCCACAGGCAGGGCUGACUUUCAAAAGAUGUGUAAAGUAUCUUUUUUUCCCUAGAUUAUCUGUUGCUUAUGGGGAUGUGUAAUUCUGUUUUUAUUUAAAUACUGGCAAAAUCAAUGAGUUAUCAGUGGUUUCUUUUUUUAAAUGAGAGAUCUAAUUUCCAAAUUGCCUUGUUUUCAAAUUGUUUUAAAUUUGAUUUGUGGUUUCUUUUAUAUGCCAAAAUGAACACUUGUGUAUUUUUAUUUUUAUUAUGAAGAUGUUAGCGGUAUGAUUGUGGUGCGGGCAAUGUAAGUGUUGUGGAAAAAGACGGCAUAUUACUUUGCCUGUCCUUAUAUUUUUGCAAUUUUAAUGGAGUUGUGUUGAAAAAUGAAUACAGUAUAUUCUAAUCUGGCCACAAAGCUGACUACAAUAUACCCUGUAUUUUAGUUUGCACACUUUGUAUUGUUCUAUAUCUGACAAUGGUUUUGUUUUUGUGCCUUUUUUAAUAAUUUUGUUGUAUAGUUGGCCAUGAUAAUGAGGCAGUUAUGUUAAUAUAUAUUUUAUCCUUGCAAAAUGUCCUUUUUAUUCUGUAUAUUUAUGUUUAUUUUGUGAAACUGACCUUUCUUGUGCAAGAAAUCUGAAAUGUAUUUUUGUACAAGGACGUUUGCAGAAAUGUAUACAACAUUUUAUAAAUGGUCUUUAAUACAUUGACACAAUAAAUACAAAUCUUUUUUGCUUUGCA